This is a messenger RNA of Penicillium riverlandense, 294 nucleotides long. RefSeq lists its product as uncharacterized. The transcript is spliced from 2 exons. Lineage: Eukaryota; Fungi; Ascomycota; Eurotiomycetes; Eurotiales; Aspergillaceae. Bases 1 to 294 code for a protein of 97 amino acids. The record is from RefSeq and is a predicted model, not a curated record.
AUGUCUUCCAACGAGAACAACGAGAAUCCUAACGCUACCAUCUCAGCUAGCUUCAUCGGUGGCAUCGGCAAUGCUCUGGGCAAGACAGUGGGCGGGGUGACCGACACUGUGGGAAAUACCGUGGGCGGCCUGGGCAACACUGCCGGCUCUGCAGUCCAGGGAAUCGGCCAGACAGUAAGCGGUGCUACUGAAGGUCUCGGCAAUGCGACCAAGGGCGCUGGCCAGUUUGUGAACAACGCCGCUGGCGGGUCCAGCCAGAAGAAGACGGACGAGGGAUCCUCUGGGCAGGCCUAG